Molecule: messenger RNA, 731 nt
Organism: Cyprinus carpio (common carp)
Lineage: Eukaryota; Metazoa; Chordata; Actinopteri; Cypriniformes; Cyprinidae
Product: DNA repair protein XRCC1-like
Exons: 6
Coding region: 1-651 (216 amino acids)
Biological process (GO): base-excision repair; single strand break repair
Cellular component (GO): nucleus
Molecular function (GO): damaged DNA binding
Source: RefSeq, a predicted model, not a curated record
AUGGAUGGUGUAAUAUUAAGGAAUUUGGUGUCAUGCAGCAGUGAGGACAAUACUCACAGAGCGGAGAGCCUCCUGAGCUCCGACACGAACAGGAAAUGGAAAGCUGCGAGACCUGCAGAGAAGCACGUUUCAGUCAUUCUUCAGUUGGAAAAGGAAGAGCAAAUUCACAGCAUAGACAUUGGAAAUGAAGGCUCUGCUUUCAUUGAGGUCCUUGUUGGACACUCCACGUCAGUCAAAGACCAAAACUUUGAGGUUCUGCUGGUCACGUCGUCCUUCAUGUCGCCCACAGAGAGCCGUAACGGCACGAACACAAACCGCGUGCGCUUCUUCGGGCCGAGCCAGCUGCUGAAGGCCACGGCGCAGGAGAAGUGGGACUGUGUGAAGAUCGUGUGCAGUCAGCCGUACAGCAAGUCUCUAGCGUAUGGAGUCGCCUUCAUAAAGCUGCACUCUCCUCCGGACGCUGACGAUGUCCCCGUCUCGACUCCUCCGAAACUCACUAAACUGGGUCAGUUCAGAGUCAGAGACGAAUCCCCUUCCUCUGGCUCUGAUAUCCAGCCGGGAAGCCUGUUCUUCGGCAGAGACAGCGCUGCUAAAACCAGCACAGGACUCAAGGGUAACGCACUUCACAGGAUUAAUGGACACUGUUUGUAAUGAAACCAUGAUGUAAUGAUUAACCGUGAGAUGAUUAAAAAUCGAUUUAAAUAAGUGACGAUUCAAAUCGGUUGAGAUGC